GGUUUUAUAUAUUGAUUUCUUUCUUGCAUUCCAGACGAUGCAUCACUUGGAGAUCAAGUUUUAAUUAGUUGACUUUUGUUUUCCAAAAUUCUAUUAGUUUAGAGAAUUAAAUUACGUAAUUUUCUUGCUUUGGGAGCUUGGAGACUUGCGGCUGGCAUCAAGAAAUUGGGACUUCUUGUUUUCAAGUGAUGUUACACAUCAGAAGUCGGGCUUAUUAUGUCCGGAGGCGUAAAAAGGAGAGGCCAACAAAUAUGAAGUCCCUCCCCAAAGAGCUAUUGUUCGAAAUCCUCCUCCGUGUCCCGGCCGAUCAUCUCUACGAGAGAGCGAGGCUCGUGUGCCGGCGGUGGUACCACAUUAUCCAUUCUCAUGCCUUCAUCAACGCGCAGAUGCACGGUGCUACCUAUGGACUCCUCCUAUCACCCGUAAAGUAUAAUACUCUGCCACUUUAUGUAACAGCCGACGCAUACGGUGGAAUCCACACAUCUGAGCUAAAUCACAUCUCCAAAUUGGGAGUUCUUGCUACCUGCAACGGUUUGAUUCUGGAGAUGAAAGAGAAGGGUUACCGCCUCCCUCGUCUUGUGAUUGUGAAUCCUGCAACGAAGCAGUCAUUCCUCCUCCCACCAUUGCCUACAGGCGUAGCCUAUAGCCUGGACCAGUAUGGUUUUGCAUACUCUGCAGCUUCCUUGGCGUAUAAAGUGAUUGCACCGUACACUGUUCGCCACUCGCCACUAGACCUAGAAAUUGACUACGGUCUUCGCGUGCUCACUGUUGGAGUUGAUGAAUCCUGGAGGCAAGUCGAGAUUCACCACCUCCCCGACCAUGUCAGGCCACUUUUCUUCAAAAGGGGUCCGGUGACUAGUGAAGGUUUCUUGCAUUGGGGAAGGGGGAAGUGCUGCGCGACGCUGGAUGUGGAGACGGAGAUCAUUACACUGAGUGAAGCCCCUGGUCAGUACCAUGAAAGCAGGUAUAAAUAUCUGUCAACUGGGAGGUGUCUGUCGGUCCUGGCUGCGUGUGGGUAUCUGUCGUGGGAGGUUUGGGAGAUGAAGGCAGAGACGGGCGAGUGGAGAAAGGCGCUGCCCAAGGUCGACUUGGGAGCUCAGAAAUGCUGGAAUCAACAGUUUGGUCCUGAAGAUGGUCGAGUUCUUAUGCCACUUGGUUGGGUUAAAUAUCCACAUGUUUUGGCCUUGUAUUUUGACGACUAUUAUUGGACGGAAGGCCGGCCUUGCAUUUUCUACAAUAUUUAUACGCAUCAACUCCACUCCAUAGAGCUACCGAAAAGCUAUACUGAACGUUAUGCGGCUUUUGUGCAUAAGAAUAGUCUGAUGUGGUUAAGUUAGAAGGGUAUUAGAAUCGGUAUUAAUUGUUUAUAUUUGAUCAAGUUAAAACAGUUGAUAUAUUAUUGCUUAUAACGUUUCAGAUUUUGUUCAGAUAUAUCUGAUGUUUAUUUUCUCAAGAUACAUGAUCAGCUUAUGUUUGGCAGAAUAUUUUGACUUUGUC
This is a messenger RNA of Salvia miltiorrhiza (redroot sage), 1497 nucleotides long. Its product is annotated as putative F-box protein At3g52320. Lineage: Eukaryota; Viridiplantae; Streptophyta; Magnoliopsida; Lamiales; Lamiaceae. The record is from RefSeq and is a predicted model, not a curated record. Gene Ontology annotation, molecular function: protein binding. The coding region runs from base 189 to 1337 and encodes 382 amino acids. The transcript is spliced from 2 exons.